AGAGAGAGAGAGUGAAGUACCUGGAAUACCUGUUUAGUAGUUGCCGUAAGGGUUUUUGUGGAAGUAUUUAUAUGUAUUUCCUGCCUACUUUAGUAUAUUCACAAUGUAGACAAAACUUUUAAAGUCUAGAGAAGUUUGAAUGUGACAGCGACAUUUUUACAUAGAAAUCAUUUUAAAAGUAACGGCAAAUAUAUUUGGAGAGCGUUUGACUGAUAGAUAACAAUGGCCUCCUUCCAUGGAUCCCGACAAAUGAUACCACUGACCGUGGUUAUCUUCUUUCUUUUCACAGCUAUUGGUUGCCUAACUCCGUUUCUCAGUAUCCACAUGAGAGACCAGGGACUCACCUUGCGAGAAACUGCUUACAUCAACAUGGCGGCGGCCUUCUUUAGCGUUCUGGGACCGCCACUUUUUGGAACUAUAUCUGAAAAACACGCCAAGUAUAAAACGAUGUUUGUACUAAGUCUACUAGUAUCAGGUUUAGCCUAUACUGCCCUGUUAUUUGUCCCCAGAAUAAUCAGGACUCCCCGACAACCCCUGAUGGAAUUUGACUGUUCUACGGCUGUCAAUGUAGAGAAGUGUGAUAACUGGGAUAGCUGUGCUGAUGCUGCAUUGGACACACUGAACCUAACAACGUUUCAUUUGUCUGAAUGUCAAUACAAAUGUCCUGGUUCGUAUGCUGCCAAUGUUUCUUAUCCACUCCAUGUGUGUUUCCAUGGUGAUGAAACCGACAUUUGUAUUGUUUACGAACCCUCAGAAGAAAAUGCCACAAUCAGUUUCAAUUCCCGAUUCAUCUCAUGGUACCACGAUGAAUAUAAAAACGUUGAUUCUUCUCAGUUAUUGGACAGUAAUUUCGAUAGCCCAUCUUUUAUUAAUAUUUGCAGUUUUAAACCUGUGGCACCAAUUGUUGUGAACAAAAAACAUUACACAGAAAUAAGUUGCCGCCCUUUACCGGAGAGCUGUUUUAUUAAGUGUCAUUUGGGUCUCCAAGAAGGUGAUCAGCAAUUAAAACCAGCCCCAUGUGUUAAAGUUAUUGGAAAUCCCAUGUUGACUUUCUGGGCCUAUCUAGGCGUUCGAGCUGUUGCUGAUCUGGGUUUGAUUUCGGCCGUAUGUCUGCUAGACGCAAUUACCAUAUCUAGCACUAAUGAUUACGACGGGGUUUACGGUAGAACUCGAAUCUUAGGAGCACUUGCAUUAGCCAUUUUUCCUCCCAUCUCAGGAUUUUUGAUUGAUUACUACAGUGAUAUAUCGGAACAGCCAGACUAUUCACCAUCUGUGUUUAUUUUUGAUGGUUUAGCACUGAUAACUUGUGCUCUCGUUGUCGCUUUACCUUUGUCGGCAGGGUGGAAAGGCAAAUACACUGUUACUCCCGAGAAACUGAUGAAAAGAAAACAUGGAUUCUGGUCUCUAGAAAUGAUCUUCCUUCUACUUUUAGUGGUGGUGCUUGGCAUUCAGUGGGGGUUCAUUGAAACUUUUAUGCAUUGGUUCUACUCAGACUUGGGUUGCACCAAGUGGCAGAUAGGGUUAACUCUUACUGUGGCCUUCAUUUGCAGUUUGCCUUUUUUGGCCAUCUCGAAAAACAUGGUGCAUAACAUUGGCAGAGCCAAUCUGCUUGUCUUCGCAUUUCUUUUCUAUGCUAUCCGAUAUGCUGGCAUUUCGUAUAUAAGUACCCCAUGGUGGACCAUUCCUUUCGAAUCUAUGGAAACCUUUUCGUUAAGUGUAAUGUGGAUUGCAGCAGUUUCUUAUGGCCACAGUCUCGUACCAAGAAGUUCCCAUCUUAUAAUUCAGUACCUUCUAAACAUUCUGCAUUUUGGAAUCGGUAGAGGACUAGGAAGUAUUCUGGGUGGAUUUUUUAUGGAACUGUUCGGAACUAGACAAGCCUUCCGUGGGGUUGCAGUUUUCUCCGUUGUUUUAGGCCUUUUGUACCUUACCAUUUACCAUUCUUGUCUUAAAAAAAGCCGCAGGCCAAAGAAUAAACCUCCCCCGAAAAUGGCAAAUGGCGGAUGGUAUGCCAUGAACGAUUCAAUAGCGAAUGGUGAGACAAAGGUUCAUCAUCCAAUUUUGGCUGAUCAGGACGAUUCUGAUAUUGGAGGACAGGAUGAAGAGAAUGCCAAAUGAGAACGGAUUUUAGAGUUUGAUUUAGAAAUGCUGGUCAUAUUUUCUUUUUUUAAAUGGCUCAGAUGGGAUGAAAGUAACCGUCGUGUCAUGUUGCAACAUCGUCAUUGGACAAAAUUUUUCACAUCUUCAUUGAAUUUUCCAGCGAAAAAAUCUACUGAUAAAACAGCUUUUAGCUGUGCUAGAAAUACAAGAAUGUUUCCAGUUUUCAAUAUUAUGUUGUUCAUUUUAACUGUUUAAGGAAAGUUUAACUGAUUUAGAUAAGAGCUAUAAAAUACUUGAUAGAUUUGGCACCAUAUUUUUCGAACAUAAUAUCUAUGUUAAGAAAGGUACUUUUAAAGCGACAAUGUAUCUAAAAUUUAUAUGCAGCUCAAUCUUUUGGAUAGAAAAAG
Messenger RNA from Limulus polyphemus (Atlantic horseshoe crab), 2504 nucleotides. RefSeq lists its product as uncharacterized. The record is from RefSeq and is a predicted model, not a curated record. Gene Ontology annotation, cellular component: membrane. Bases 223 to 2115 code for a protein of 630 amino acids. The transcript is spliced from 5 exons. NCBI's taxonomy places the organism in Eukaryota, Metazoa, Arthropoda, Merostomata, Xiphosura, Limulidae.